UUCCUGGCACUUUACCGACUUCGCCUCGUUCACAGCUUUUAGACUUUUAUGAGUUUCCCGCAAGCCCACUGAACUCGACUCGAUAGUAUACAAUUCCUACAACAUGCCUCAAAUAGCAAACACAACACCCUCCACAUCCACACACGCCGCACCUACCAGCUCUCGCGCCAGAAACACAGGCGGACCACGUAAACGAGUUAACCCAGCAGCCGACGACGCCACAUACCAUGGUACCACUUCUUUGAAUGUAGGUGCGGGGGCGAAACGAGGGGCUACAGACAAAGCGGAUGGGGAACCGAGGACGAAGAGGAAGAGGGUCGAUCAUGGGGGUGCGCAUGCAACUGUUUCGGGGAGUGGGGUGAGGAGAGGGGGAGUCGACAGGACUGUGGAUGCAAAUGAGAAGUUGUCUCUGAUUGAUUUUACAACACUGCCGACAGCAGCUCUGCAUCGCUACCUGGCACAAUUUGAUUUGAUCCCUGAAUUGGACCCUCCACCCACAUCGGCGGAAGACCCGCUCCCACCAUCACAUCUCCUUCGCCCAAAGGGACAUAGACAUUCUACGUCAAGUCCCCCACCUGCUGCCCUACCUAUCACACCAGCGAACAGACCUCGACGAGAAUUCAGCACGAGCGCGAGUCGACGUCGCAGUUCUAGGCUGUUAGAAGACGAUAGACGAUCGAACGUGACACCGACCAUGGCAGAUGUAGGCGAAGUGCACGGAGCGUUGGCGGCGUUGGCGGAGAGACACUUCCGAGAGCAUGCAGUGAAAGAGGUGGACACGCUUACAUUGUUCAUGUGUGCAGUAAGGGCGAAAGGCAAGGUACCCCCGUCUCCUUCGUGAUUGUUUGUUGUGCAUUGGCAUGUUGGUGGACAUUUUGAUGUGAUGGACUGUCAUGGCUGGUAUUGUCUAUCGACGUUGGGCGGAACCCCGCGGUUGUAUCAGUACGAUGGUUGCUGCCAUUGCCUGUUUAGUUUUAUUAGUUUCGUUUUGCGUUGAUUGCUUUGAACAGUUGGAUAGAUGCUACGUACCUUUGCUUUUGGCAAGACGCAAUCCUAACACGCUGGAUGAACAC
This is a messenger RNA of Somion occarium, 1073 nucleotides long. The record is from the annotation of a GenBank genome assembly. NCBI's taxonomy places the organism in Eukaryota, Fungi, Basidiomycota, Agaricomycetes, Polyporales, Cerrenaceae.